AUGAGCAUAGUUCAGGAGACUGAAUAUCAAGAUAUACAGACAAACAACAGCCCAAAAAACCUGCUUACACCAAGUGAAAGUGUGGAAGAGAAAUCAGACGUUGAUAAUGAAUACUAUAACAAUAUUUUAAAUUAUGACAAGUGUGAAGAAAGUGAUGAUGGAAGUAGAGUUGAUAAUAGUGAUUUUGAUGUUGAGGAAAACACAGAGACAAACGCAGACAUUUCUCUGUUUAAUCACAUCUUGAACAAUAUAUCUGCUUUUGCCAAUAACAACGAAUCUUCAAUCAAUGAAGAGAAUGAAUUCCAGAGUGAAGUGUUUAACUCUACAGCCUGGAACAGAUUUAUACCAAAUAUUCAUUCAUUUAAAGAUAUCCAGAUGAUGAUUUUGCUUGCACUUGUUAAUGAUAAUAACGACAUGAUUUCUUAUAGAAUUUUAGAUGUUACUUUCUCUGACAGCACAAAGGUCACCGCAUUCCUUAACUUGCCUUCUGAGCACAUCAAACUCCUUGCUGCUGAUCCUAUAAAGUCAAAGUCAAUCUUUUUUUAUCUGAUCGCACGCCAAAACAAUCUGUUUGUCUUCAACAAGGAGAAAAAUAGAGAACAAAUCCAUACUUACUGUUGUGGUAGUUGA
This is a messenger RNA of Phycomyces blakesleeanus NRRL 1555(-), 630 nucleotides long. RefSeq lists its product as hypothetical. The record is from RefSeq and is a predicted model, not a curated record. The transcript has 2 exons. Lineage: Eukaryota; Fungi; Mucoromycota; Mucoromycetes; Mucorales; Phycomycetaceae. The coding region runs from base 1 to 630 and encodes 209 amino acids.